GCAGAGACCCCCGGAUCGGGAUCGGCACCGGGGCCGUGCGGAGAGCCCCGGGAUCGGCACCGGCACCGGACCCUGCAGAGACCCUCGGGAUCGGUACCGCGGCCGUGCAGUGACCCCCGGGACCGCCGAGACAGCCCCGGCACCGGCACCGGGACAGCCGAGACUCCCCCCCGGCACCCGGACCGGCCCGGGAGCGGCCCCUGCGCCAUGGCGGGCGGCAGAACGGGGCCCCGGCGGCGGCCCAUGACCUUGGCCGAGGCGGGUCCGGGCACCGAGAACGAGCGGCUGGGGCUGGUCCGGCUCAGCAUGCUGCGCAACCCGCUCAUCAUCAAGCCAGAACUUGGAAAGCCCAUGAGAAACUGCUACUCCCUGCCAGGCCCUGAUUUUACCUAUGGGAUGUACAUGCACAAGAGAGAUGGAGGAGUCGCUGAAGCCAUAGGCCACUGGGACUCAGUGAAGGCCAAGGCCCACCCUCGGAAGAGGCUCAUGCCCCGGGAUUUCGUGGCCAUGGGCCGUGGAGCUGUGGAUGAAGGCUGCACCACAGCCAGGGACUUUGCUCUCUACUAUGGCUACAUGGACAUCCGCUGCAAGGACAAGGGCAUCCUCAGACAUGGGGGCAAGGCACCCCCAGGCAUGACCUUUGGCAAGCCACCACGGCCUUCCACUCCCUUGUUUGACCUCAUGCAACACAGAUACAAGGAACUGUGGAUGGAGGAACAGAGAGCCCGGACUAGAGUCCAGUACAUGGUGAAGAAAAAGAUGGGCGAGGUGCGCGAGAACCGCACCACGUUCCUGCGCACGCACCCGCUGCCCGUGAAGGAGGAGUCCUUCUGGCACCCACGGCGCUUUGAGAAGGAGCCGAGGCCGCUGCUGGCGCACUAA
Molecule: messenger RNA, 882 nt
Organism: Haemorhous mexicanus (house finch)
Lineage: Eukaryota; Metazoa; Chordata; Aves; Passeriformes; Fringillidae
Gene: CFAP77
Product: cilia and flagella associated protein 77
Exons: 6
Coding region: 208-882 (224 amino acids)
Source: RefSeq, a predicted model, not a curated record